UGCUCUCCGGCUCCGCUUCUAGGGUUUUGCCUCCGUCCCUCCGCCAAGGUUCUACCCCCGCGCACCACCCGCCCCCCGUCCGCUCCACCAUGACGGCCGCCGAGCUGCAGGCGGAGCUGCUCCGCGCACAGCUCGAGGAGCAGAAGAUCGAGGGAGAUGAGCCUAUCAUUGAGGAUGAUGAUGACGAUGAUGAAGAUGAUGAUGACGACGAGGAUGAUAAAGAUGAUGAUGAUGUUGAGGGAGGUGAUGCUAGUGGAAAAUCUAAGCAGAGCAGGAGUGAGAAGAAGAGCAGAAAAGCCAUGCAGAAACUUGGCAUGAAGGCCAUCACUGGUGUGAGCCGUGUUACUGUCAAGAAGAGCAAGACUGUUAUGUUUGUCAUCUCCAAGCCAGAUGUCUUCAAGAGCCCACACUCAGACACCUACGUCAUUUUCGGGGAGGCCAAGAUCGAGGACAUGAGCAACCAGCUGCAGACUCAAGCCGCGGAGCAGUUCAAGGCGCCAGGUGGGAGAGGUGGCCCCUCAAAGGGCGAGCCUUCUGUGGCAGCGGCCCAGGACGACGAGGAUGAAGACGAGACUGGCGUGGACAAGAAGGACAUCGAUCUCGUGAUGACGCAGGCCUCCGUGCCAAGAUCCAGGGCGGUGAAGGCGCUCAAGGCUGCUGAUGGUGACAUAGUCAGUGCCAUCAUGGAGUUGACCAACUAGGUGCUGGGAGGGUGAACUUUGACCUGAAAGUAGGGGGUGGUGGGCAGUAGUCUUUUUUGGCCAUGUCAUAUUGAAUGUUGCAGCUGCGGAACUGGAUGUUCUGUUCAUGUCUCUUCAAACUUCUAGCAUGUAGGGUUACUUUUGACAUCGAGGAUCCGGCAAACUCUGGAAUUUGUGGGAAUCUGAUCUGAAUCAGCUGCGCCAAUUUAUUUCUGCAAAUGCAAUAUCACUCUGUGUUUGA
Molecule: messenger RNA, 942 nt
Organism: Lolium rigidum
Lineage: Eukaryota; Viridiplantae; Streptophyta; Magnoliopsida; Poales; Poaceae
Product: nascent polypeptide-associated complex subunit alpha-like protein 1
Exons: 4
Coding region: 90-701 (203 amino acids)
Biological process (GO): protein targeting to membrane
Cellular component (GO): cytoplasm; nascent polypeptide-associated complex
Source: RefSeq, a predicted model, not a curated record